This is a messenger RNA of Myotis lucifugus (little brown bat), 3253 nucleotides long. Its product is annotated as dedicator of cytokinesis protein 1. Gene Ontology annotation, biological process: small GTPase-mediated signal transduction; cell migration. The transcript is spliced from 28 exons. Lineage: Eukaryota; Metazoa; Chordata; Mammalia; Chiroptera; Vespertilionidae. The coding region runs from base 1 to 3237 and encodes 1078 amino acids. Gene Ontology annotation, molecular function: small GTPase binding; guanyl-nucleotide exchange factor activity. The record is from RefSeq and is a predicted model, not a curated record. Gene Ontology annotation, cellular component: cytoplasm; plasma membrane.
AUGCCAGAAGGCCACGGGUUCGGAGGCUGGGAUCUCGGCGCCAUCCCCUUGCUGCCGAGUGGUUGGGGCGAGUGGUUCCCUGAAGCCUUCUCCUUGGGAAAAUCGGUGACGACACCGGCCUUGUUGGGCAGAAUCACCAUCACCAUCACCAUCACCAUCACCAUCACCACCUUCACAUCAUUCCUGGGGUUCCGCCAUCACCCCAUCAGCCGCAGCAGCGUCAUUCGUGGCACCCUCACCGUCAGUACUGGUGAGCAGAUGGAGCAGGGGCCAGGCCUUUCCCUCUUCACAUCUCUGGUGCAUGUGAGCUCCGUGGGCAGAAGUUUGGGAAAAAAGGAUCCAGGGCUGCUGCUGGCUCUUCCGGAAACAGAAAACAGCACAUCCUGGGAAAGAGCCUCCGUGCUGGUUUAUCGCCACACCCUUUCCUGGGUCACGCUGCACACGAGCAACAAGUCCAGCUCCGCCCGGAGUCUGCAGUCCGGGAUUGAGACGCUCCCCUGGCCGUGCAGGUGGGUCAUCCAGGACUGGCACCCCCACCUCAAGGCCCUUCACCUCCUCACAGCCACCAUGAAAGGUCCCAUCCUGGCAGCGUCUGGGGAUUCGGACGUGGAUGACUUUGGGGGCCAUUCCUUUUACAACUACGACGCCCGGGGAGUGGACGAGCUUUCCUUGCAGAUCGGAGACACCGUGCACAUCUUAGAGACGUACGAAGGCUGGUACAGAGGUUACACCUUAAGGAAAAAGUCUAAGAAGGGUAUAUUUCCUGCCUCAUAUAUUCAUCUUAAAGAAGCAAUCGUUGAAGGAAGAGGGCAAGAUGAAACGGUCAUCCCCGGCGACCUGCCGCUCAUUCAGGAGGUCACCACGACGCUCCGGGAGUGGUCCACCAUCUGGCGGCAGCUCUACGUGCAAGACAACAGGGAGAUGUUCCGCAGCGUGCGGCACAUGAUCUACGACCUCAUCGAAUGGCGGUCACAGAUCCUCUCCGGGACGCUGCCCCAGGACGAGCUCAAGGAGCUGAAGAAGAAGGUCACAGCCAAGAUCGACUAUGGAAACAGAAUUCUCGAUUUGGACUUGGUGGUGAGAGACGAGGAUGGGAACAUCUUGGAUCCGGAACUAACCAGCACCAUCAGCCUCUUCAGAGCUCAUGAAGUGGCGUCCAAACAAGUGGAGGAAAGGUUACAGGAAGAAAAGUCCCAGAAGCAGAACAUGGACAUCAGCCGGCAGGCAAAGUUCGCCGCCACCCCCUCCCUGGCCUUGUUCGUCAACCUCAAAAACGUGGUGUGCAAAAUCGGAGAGGAUGCCGAGGUGCUCAUGUCCCUCUAUGACCCCGUGGAGUCCAAGUUCAUCAGUGAGAACUACCUGGUUCGCUGGUCCAGCUCAGGAUUGCCUAAAGACAUAGACAGAUUACAUAACCUGCGGGCUGUUUUCACCGACCUCGGCAGCAAAGACCUGAAGAGGGAGAAAAUCAGCUUCGUCUGUCAGAUCGUCCGCGUGGGCCGCAUGGAGCUGAGGGACAACAACACGCGGAAGCUGACCUCAGGCCUGCGGCGGCCCUUCGGCGUGGCCGUGAUGGAUGUAACAGAUAUAAUAAAUGGAAAAGUAGACGACGAGGACAAGCAGCAUUUCAUCCCCUUCCAGCCGCUCGCGUUGGACGACGCCAUUCGACACAAGCCGCUGAACAUGUCAUCCCGUUUUUCACCCAGGGUGGCAGGGGAGAAUGACUUCCUACAGACUGUUAUAAACAAAGUCAUUGCUGCCAAAGAAGUCAACCACAAGGGCCAAGGCCUGUGGGUCACUCUGAAGUUGCUCCCUGGAGACGUCCAUCAGAUCAGGAAGGAGUUUCCUCACUUGGUGGACAGGACCACGGCCGUGGCUCGGAAGACGGGGUUCCCCGAGAUCAUCAUGCCCGGUGAUGUUCGAAAUGACAUCUACGUGACAUUAGUCCAAGGAGAUUUCGAUAAAGGAAGCAAAACCACAGCGAAGAACGUGGAGGUUACGGUGUCUGUUUACGAUGAAGACGGCAAGCGGCUGGAGCACGUCAUCUUCCCGGGCGCCGGCGACGGGGCCAUUUCCGAGUACAAGUCCGUCAUUUACUACCAGGUCAAGCAGCCGCGCUGGUUCGAGACCGUGAAGGUGGCCAUCCCCAUCGAGGACGUCAACCGCAGCCACCUCCGCUUCACCUUCCGCCACCGCUCCUCGCAGGACUCCAAGGAUAAAUCCGAGAAAAUAUUUGCACUGGCGUUUGUGAAGCUGAUGAGAUAUGACGGGACAACGCUGAGGGAUGGCGAGCACGACCUCAUCGUCUACAAGGUAGUGGACCUGCUGGGCCUCCUCAAGUGGCGCUCCAACACCAACCUGCUGCAGCAGAACCUGCGCCAGCUCAUGAAGGUGGAUGGCGGGGAGGUGGUCAAGUUCCUCCAGGACACCUUGGACGCGCUGUUCAACAUCAUGAUGGAGAACUCGGAGAGCGAGACCUUCGACACGCUCGUGUUCGAUGCUCUGGUGUUCAUCAUCGGACUCAUUGCCGAUAGGAAGUUCCAGCACUUCAACCCCGUCCUGGAAACCUACAUUAAGAAGCACUUCAGUGCGACGCUAGCCUACACGAAGCUGACGAAAGUGUUGCGGAACUAUGUGGACAACGCCGAGAAGCCGGGAGUCAACGAGCAGCUGUACAAAGCGAUGAAGGCCCUGGAAUACAUCUUCAAGUUCAUCGUGCGCUCCCGCGUGCUCUUCAACCAGCUCUACGAGAACAAGGGCGAGGCCGAAUUCAUGGAGUCCCUCCUGCAGCUGUUCCGGUCCAUCAGCGCCAUGAUGAGCAGCAUGUCGGACCAGACCCUCAGGGUGAAGGGGGCAGCGCUGAAGUACCUGCCAACGAUCGUCAACGACGUGAAAUUGGUGUUUGAUCCCAAAGAGCUCAGCAAAAUGUUUACUGAUUUCAUCCUCAACGUUCCCGUGGGCUUGCUGACCAUCCAGAAGCUGUACUGCUUGAUCGAGAUCAUCCACAGUGACCUCUUCACACAGCACGACUGCAGGGAGCUCCUGCUGCCCAUGAUGACGGACCAGCUCAAGUACCACCUGGAGCGGCAGGAGGACCUGGAGGCCUGCUGCCAGCUGCUCAGCAACAUGCUGGAGGUGCUGUCCCGCAAGGACGUGGUGAGUGCGUGCGCCGGGUGCUGCCAGGACCAGCAGGCCUCGUCCCGCAUCCACCCGAACCCCACCCCACGGGCCUCGUCCUGAUCCACCCAGACCCCAC